Molecule: messenger RNA, 4801 nt
Organism: Phacochoerus africanus (Common warthog)
Lineage: Eukaryota; Metazoa; Chordata; Mammalia; Artiodactyla; Suidae
Product: olfactory receptor 2H1-like
Exons: 1
Coding region: 897-1832 (311 amino acids)
Biological process (GO): G protein-coupled receptor signaling pathway
Cellular component (GO): membrane
Molecular function (GO): G protein-coupled receptor activity; olfactory receptor activity
Source: RefSeq, a predicted model, not a curated record
AAAAAUAAUAAUCUGGUCACCUCUUCUGGGAAGCUUAGCUUGAUAUGUGCACCCAAACUGUUCUUUCACAUUCCUGACCUUUUCCUCUAAUUACCUCAGUAUGUUGGUAUUACUGGCCUUUAUCUUGGAGUCUUUAACAAUGUUCCCUUGAACUUAGUGGUUCACGGAGCCACCGUCACCUCCUGCCUGUAAGCUUCCCAUGUAGGGACCAGGCGUGUGGACCAAGCAUGUGGAUGAGUUUCCCCACCAGGACUGCUGAUCAGUGACUCAGGCAACCAAACCAAGCUGUCUGUGGACAGGUCACUAGAUGCAAAAGGAAAACACAUCUCAUAGCUAAAAACAUUCCAUCUCUGAUAAGCUGCCCUGCAAAUAAGCAUAAAAUAUAUGGGAAAAAUUAGGUAGCUUUAAAAAUUCAUUGGACCAAUAGAGAAAUGAUCGACUCUACAGAGGUCACUUAUACUCAGAAAAUUUAUUCAAAAUAUAUUACCUUCCUAGUCUUGUGUUAAAUACAUAAGGUAGAAUACAGCCCUUAGAAUAGUGCUCCAAAUUUGGUAGAACUCAAUACACAGGCGCUGGGUUAAUGAAUUAGUUAAUUCAUCUUUUACAUCAGCCUCCUUUAAAUUCAGCCAGUGUGUCUGAGGAACCAGUGUGAGGCUCCACCUGUUCCCAGCGCAUUCAGUUUCCUCAACAGUGACCUGGAGGAAGAGGGGAUGAAGGAGCUGCUGGCGAUGUGCCUGAGGCGGUGAUGUGCACGCUGAGGAUGCCGGGCGAGAGGACCGGGAAGAGAAACGUCUGCCUGCUGUGACCUGGCAAGUCCCCAGUGGGACUUUUCAUAAGAUAACUUGACACACUCCCCCGACAGCCCUCAUCCCUCUAGGUCUGGACGGGAACAGGCCAUGGUCAACCACAGCUCCCCGGCAGGCUUCCUCCUGGGCUUCUCUGAACACCCAGAGCUCGAGAGACUCCUCUUCGCGGUUGUCUUCGCUUCCUACCUCCUGACUCUAGCUGGCAACACACUCAUCAUCCUGCUGUCCACACUGGACCCCAGGCUCCACUCCCCGAUGUACUUUUUCCUCUCCAACCUCUCCUUCUUGGACCUCUGUUUCACCACGAGCUGUGUCCCCCAGAUGCUGGCCCACCUGUGGGGCCCACAGAAGACCAUCAGCUUCCUUGGCUGUGCUGUCCAGCUCUUCAUCUUCCUGCUCCUGGGGACCACUGAGUGUGUCCUCCUGACAGUGAUGGCCCUUGACCGCUAUGUGGCUGUCUGCCAACCCCUCCACUAUGCCACCAUCAUGCACCCCCGCCUGUGCCGGCAGCUGGCCGCGGUGGCCUGGGUGAUGGGUCUGGUCCAAUCGAUAGUCCAGACACCACCCACACUCCGCCUGCCCUUCUGCCCCCACCGGCAGAUAGAUGACUUUGUAUGUGAAGUCCCUUCUCUAAUUCGACUCUCCUGUGGGGACACCACCUACAAUGAGAUCCAGAUGGCUGUUGCCAGUGUCUUCAUCUUGGUGGUGCCCCUCAGUCUCAUCCUGGUCUCUUACGGUGCCAUCGCCCGGGCAGUGCUGAGGAUCAGCUCUGCCACAGCAUGGAGGAAGGCCCUGGGGACCUGCUCCUCCCAUCUCGCUGUGGUCACCCUCUUCUACAGCUCAGUCAUUGCCGUCUACCUCCAGCCCAAAAGUCCCUAUGCCCAGAGGAGGGGCAAGUUCUUUGGUCUCUUCUAUGCGGUGGGCACGCCUUCGCUUAACCCUCUCAUAUACACCCUGAGGAACAAGGAGGUCAAGAGGGCGCUUGGGAGGUUGCUGGGGCAGGACGAGGACUCCAGGGAGAGCUGAAGGAGAGAUGCUUCAUGUACUUUAAAAAUGAGAGGAGCUUCUUCACGGUUUUGUCAGGAAGUUUGUGCUCCUACCCCCCCUCUUCCUCACACCCAUCACAUCGCAGAAAUGGAUAACACCCACGUGUGUGUGCGUACGUGUGAGUGUGGGUGUAUGUAUGUGAGAAAAAGACAGAGACUGAAAAUGUGUUAAGGGGAGGUAUGUAUCUCUGUGUGAAACAGAUGAAUCAAAUGUAAUACUUUCUGUUUUUAAUGGUCUUCACCUCCAUGAUGACGUCCCUAAUUUUUUCAUCUCCGUUUCAAUAUCACGUCUCAUGUCAUCACUAUUUCUUCACCUCCAUUUCUAUUUUCUACUGUAUAUUCUUUACUUCUCCCCCAAGCUUUUUCCACUUCCUCAUGUGUGUGUUUUGCAUUCUCACUCUAUUAUCCCCUCAAAUGACAGCAGGGAGUGGGGGAAGCUGAAGCCUAAGAAGAAAGUCAGUCCAGAACACACGGUGUUAGGACUAAAACUCACACGGUGUUAGAACUAAAACUCAGGCCCCCGUGACUUCCAGCCGGGCAACUUCUCAAAUACAUGCUGUUGUUUUCAUACGGUCAUCAAACAUUUCAGUGUCCUUAGGCUAAGAGCCAGAACAGAGCCUCAGGAAGAAAGCUUAACUUUUUUCUUUGACAGCACUCACAAAUCACAGAGAAACAGCUCAGACAUCAACGUUGAUGCCUGCGGGAGAGCUUUGACAAUGCAGACUUUGGUGCCAUCUAGUGGCAAAAUGGGGGUUUUGCAUCUGGCAUCCCAGACUCCUAAGGCCUCUCCAUGUCUGUCAUCAGUCCUGUGCUCUUGUUCAGAAAGGUGAUUAUUAUGGUAUUAUCAGAUAUUUAUAUACAGGUUUUGAUAUCCCAGCGGCCAUUUGAAGUAAUUUACACAUAUUGGCUGAUUUAAUUAGAGUGUUUUAACAGAACACAGAAGCAGAUAAUAUUGUUAUCGUUUUUCAGAUGCAGUGUAAGUAGCCGCUUAAAAAUGUCAGAGAUUUGGACCCAGGUGGCCUGAUUCAAGUUUACUGAGAUUCAAGUUUAUCAAUCAAAAGAUUGAUACAAAUAGUGUCUCCCCAGUCCUGGUGAGAAGUCUCAACCUCUCAGUAAACUUUGAGGAAAUAAUUUCAGUCUAGAAAUAUGUCUAAUUUGAUCCCCUAGCUGAAGGAAGUUUGCUUCCUUCCCUGGAAUAAGAGUUUAUCAAAUGCUCCACCUGAAGUACCCCAUGAGAAGAAGAAACACAAGCCUGCUCGGAGGAAGUCUCGGUACAGCGCGUGAUGGGCACGCCUGGCCUCCUUCAUUCACUAGAUCUGACUCCUGGAAGCAAGGCCUGGAAUGUUGCGGAAAAUUGGCCCCCAAUUAGGUCUAGAAAUGAAUGAAUGUCUCCAGAGAAGGUGUAAAGUGUCCUGGGUUCCUAAUCUCACAGAUGCUGUCUCCCAGCUUUCCCCUGGCAAUGACAAUACCAAAUUCUCUUGGGUGCGACGCUGAUGAAAUAAGAAAAAAGAAAAUUUAAAAAAAAAAGAAAAGAAAGAAAAAGGAAAAUCCGAGUUUUGUUCUAGUCCCAACGCAAAAUAGCUUUGAUUCAACAUUUACUCUGGCAUCAGCACAGAACAGCAGCAUUAACUCUAUUUUCAACCUAAUCUUCAUUUUUGCCUCCAUGUGCUAAUCUUCUUGUCUCCUCGGCCUCCUAAUUAGAUUGUACCCUAAUCUCAAUAGGGAUCCCCAUUUUCUAUUCAAUACUAAUCUCAACCACACGAGGAAUGCUAACUCUAAUUCCACUUCUCAAAUCACUUAUGUAACACCUUCUUCUUGUGACCACCUCUGUCCUCUUCCCCUGGGACCUGGAAACCUCUGCUCUUUGUGCCGGUUCCUCAGCUCCCUGUGCCCUGGGGCCUUAAUGUCCUCAGACUGCAAAGUCCUUUCCAGAUAGACUCACAUGGAAAUACAGCAGAGAAGUCAAUGAAGCAGUGUAAAGAAUUUCUUUUAAUGAAAACCGACGUGUUGAAUAAAUGUUUUAACAGGCUUUAGGACUGAUGCCUUAUUCUGAAUCCUUUCAGCCUGUGUGGACAGUUGUCUACUCUAGAAGAAAAUCCAGCCUGAGAUUGUUCAGUCACAACCCUCAAAGUGUCCAAAGGCCAUCACGUUGGUCAGAGACAUAACUGCCACGUAAGUAACUGCUACACAACUGAGUUGGGGGCAAUUAAGAGGCCAAAGUCAUACAGAAUGAAAGAAUAAAGUGUUUGGGCAACGUGGGUGGGCAUCAGAGAAUUCUCCUCACAGGGUUGAAACACAGCAGAGGGAACAAAAUUAAUAGACAUAUUUGCUGAUUUACUGUGGGGAAGUGCAACGGAGCAGGGCCCUGUGGGGGUCCUGAACACAAAAGCCUUUCUGCGUCCCUUAUUUCUUGUUUUUGGGAAAUGGGCCUCUUUCCGCCUCCCUGAGCUUUCCUGAGUUCCAAAGGGCAGGUUCACGCAGUUGCUAAUCAGGAAAAGGAGGGGAUGGGUGACCAGGGAGGAGCAGCCAGGAAACAAUAGCACAGCCUUGGGGUGGGGUCUCGGUUCCCCCUCAGGGUGUAUACAUCACAAUAUCUUCCGGUUCUGCAGAACUAAAAGCCCCAACAAACGAAAGCAGUUAACUCCUUGAUGUAGCAUCCUUCACUCCAGAAGGAAGGAGGCCCCCAGAACCAGUCCCAGGGCCACUAAAUGCCAGCUUUGAAGAAGAAUGCAAGUGUACAUCUACCCUGAUCCUUAUCUGUGGCUUUAUGAUCCACUCCCAAACUGUAAGACUGAUAGGGAUGGAGUAGGAACAGGUAGUUGUGGAACAGGUAGUUGUGGAAGUAAAGGACCCAUGGAUAGAGAGGGAAACCUAUGGGACAUUGGGAGAUCACUGUAAGUUAACAGUGGCUCUGGAAGGCCAUCAGAGCCAGGCAGGCUUGCUUGACUA